Brienomyrus brachyistius is the source of this 472-nucleotide messenger RNA. It is a transcript of the gene gngt2b, whose product is annotated as guanine nucleotide binding protein (G protein), gamma transducing activity polypeptide 2b. Gene Ontology annotation, biological process: G protein-coupled receptor signaling pathway. Gene Ontology annotation, molecular function: G-protein beta-subunit binding. Bases 1 to 210 code for a protein of 69 amino acids. The record is from RefSeq and is a predicted model, not a curated record. Gene Ontology annotation, cellular component: heterotrimeric G-protein complex. Lineage: Eukaryota; Metazoa; Chordata; Actinopteri; Osteoglossiformes; Mormyridae. The transcript has 2 exons.
AUGGCGCGGGACAUGUCUGAUAAGGAGAUCCUCAAGAUGGAGCUCGAGCAGCUCCAGAAGGAGGUGAAAAACGAGAGGAUGCCGAUUUCAACGACAGCCAAGGAGCUGGCAGACUGGGUUGAGGCGCACGUUGGAGAAGACCCCCUGGUGAAAGGCGUGCCUGAGGAUAAGAACCCUUACAAGGAGAAGGGAGGCUGUGUGAUAACCUAGCGAGUCUGACGGGGGACAACCCACGGAAAACAGAGAACUAUCUGAUAUAUAAAUAAAGAUAUACAUAGCUGUGAGUGAGCUGUUCCAGGUUAAAUCUAUUUUCACCCAAACUGGAUAUAGCACGACUGGAUUGAAGCAGAGUAGCAAUUUUGGAAAAAUGGUUCUACCUUCAGGACACUGAAGACAGCAAGACCCCAGCAACACUAUGCCAUGUCUCAAAAUCCCAUCCAGCUGCAGUGGUUUAUUCCUAGUGCAGCCCCAC